AUGAGCCGACCCUUGUGGGUCCUUCAUGCGGUGGUCGCGCUACUCAUCAUCAUCAACCCGUGGCCCCUGGUGGGCGCCCUGACGUGCCAGAGCGUGGCGGGGGGCGGGUUGUGGCACGACCCCGCAACCUGGACGCAGUGCGGCGACGGCACUGGCAUUCCCGGGCCGGAGGACACGGCCGUUAUCGGCGUCCUCGGAAUCAACUACGCGCCCGUCACCAUCGCCAAGAGCGCUCCGGCCGUCGAUGUGGCCUUCGUCUCCAUCCAACAGGGCGCCCUCUACAUCAAUGGUACCAAGACCACUUUUUUUAACUCCGACCACAACAAGGUGUGGAAUGUUAACACCGGAGUUAUAGGUGAACUGUCGACCACCUCCUUCAACGUGGUCUUCGGCAUGGUGGUGAACAAGGGCCGUCUGACGGUCUUCAACCCGUCCAAUGACACGUCGGCCUCGACCACCCUCAUCCUCACCUACUCCGACUUCCAGCACCCCGGCGAUCUCAUCGUCGGCGGCCCCAGCACGGCUGAGGGGCGGAUGGCCAUCCAGGGCGGCAAGGUAGCGAUUGGUGGUUCGGUGGCGCUGACGUCGCUCAGCCUGGCCCGAUUGGUGAUGACCUACACGCGCAUGACGAUCGAGGGCGACCUCCGGGUCACCGGCGGCCCGGCCUCCCAGGCCAGCCAGUUUCGCACGCCCAUGCUCGACGGCUGGGCUUCCGGCGCCUCCUUCCUCACCUCCGACAUCAUCGUCAAGGGCGACCUGGCGGUUACUUCGCACUAUGGGCAGGAGGGCGUGGUUGGCGGUUCGACGGUGGAGGUGCGGGGUGAGGUGGCGCUGCAGUCGGCCGACGCCGCGGCCGGCGGCGCAAGCGGCUUCGUCAAGGUGGCCCCGGCGCCUUCCGUGGACCCCACACCGACCGAAGCCAACACCGUCUCGGGCAGGCUUUAUGUCCGAGGCUCGUUCGUCGCGGCCUCUGGCGAUGGUGGACGCGGCAGCGCCAUCGGCGGCGCUUCGGGUGAUGUGACCCUGUCCCUCCUCAUGAACGCCUUGGCUGUCAACAGUUCCAAGGCCGGGUUCCUCCUCCAGACCGGAAGCGGUGGCAGCGGAACGAGUGACGGCGGCAACGCAGGAAACAUAGAUCUGACCGUGGGCCUCGGCGGACGGCUCUCCUUGUCCAACGACCUGCAGCUUGUCGCUGGUCCCGGCGGCGCUGGCGCCCAGGCCGGCGGCCGCGGCGGUUCGUCGACUGUUUCGCUCUGGCAGGGCGGCGACCUGGCCCUGAACACGAACGCGGUGGUGCGGGCGGGCGACGGAGGCAACGCCACCACGAGCGACGACUCGCUCGGUGGCGACGGAGGCGUGGCGGGCCUGGUGAUGGUGCAGGCGGGCACGGUGACGGUCGCCAGGGACUUGACCCUGACCAGCGGCCGCGGAGGCCGAGGCGCCCAGGGCGGCAACGUCGGCCCGAGCUUCCUGCUCGCGCGCGACUCGGAUGACGUGGCACAGCCAAUCGCGGUGAAGCGGAGCCAGGCCUGGCGGCCUUCGCUGUUCGUCCAGGUCGGCCGCGACAUGCACCUCACCAGCGCGACCGGCGGCGAGGGCUCCGCCGGCUGGGGCGGCAACUGCAGCCUGGCCCAGCCGGCCCAGCUCGCUGCGAACCAGGGCGGCGUCACUCUGAACUCCUUCGGGGCCGCGCUGUCUGUCAAGCGCCACCUCGUCAUCACCGGAUGCAGCGGCGGCGUCGGCCGCGGAGGCCCAGGCGGCUGGGCCGCCCCCGCUGGACUAGCAGUUCUGGGCGCGAGUGUGACGGUGGGCGGCAACAUCAGCAUCGCUGGAGGCGACGGCGGGGCGGCUAUCGGCGGUUCCGGCGACGGAGGCCAGGGCGCCCUCGCCUUCGUGCGCGGCUUCAGCUCGUCCACCAUCACCGCUAACGCGGUCGAUCUGGUCAGCGGCCAGGGCGGUAACGCGGUCAACGGCACGGGCAAUGGCGGCAGCGUGGAUGCGGGCUACGUGGUGGGCACCACAACUGACCUGCGGGCCGGCGUGCACAUGCGGGACGACUCCGUGUUGACCGUCGGCGGGGGCCGCGGCAGCCUGCGCAUUUCCGGCGGCAGCGCCGGCGGCGUCGACGCAGAGUGGUGGGAUGGAGCGGCGCCGUCAGCGGGCAGCGCGGCGCGAGGCGGGAUCGAGUCCGUGAACGUUGGCGCGGCGGUGAGUGCGGGCGACGUCACCAUCAUCGGUGGCAAGCGGGGCGACGUCAACCUGCGCAACGUGCCCCAGCCGGUACGGCGCGCCCCUGCGGCCACGCGCGGCGACGCAGGGCUGGGCCUGGAUCCGCAGGCGCAGCCGCUCGAGAGGCUGCUGAGGCGCGCCGAGCGCGACGAAGUUGCCCCCUUGGUGUUGGUCCACUCCUACACCGGCGGCAAGAUCACCAUCACCGGCGCCGCCCUGCUCCAAGGCCAGGCGGGUGGAAGCAACACGUUGGGCGCUGCUUCGUCUGGCGGCUACGCACUAAUGGCCGCGUCUGAACUUAGCCAGCUGCGGGUCGAAGGCCAGCUCACCCUUCUCGGCGGCCCCGGCGGCGCUGGCGAUCAAGAGCAGCAGCAGCCCGGCGGCGACGGCGGCUUCGCCUACAUCUCGUCCGCGUCCGACAGCACGAUCACCAUCACCGAUGCGCUCCUCCGCGGCGGCGCGGCGGGCCUGGGCGCCAACGCGGCCCUGGACGGCGCCCGCGGCAUGGUACAGCUGGGCAUCAACGCCGCGCGGGUCGACCAGUACGGCGCCCUGGUCCUGCGGCCCGGCGACGUGCGCAGCCGGGCGCCGGUGGCCGGCCUCGACGCCUCCAUCGGUGUGACCUGGGGCGGCGAGUACACGGUGUUCCCAUGCAACGGCGCUGGAAUCGAGUUCCCUGGCAACAGCUCGUCGGCCGCGUUCCCGGUGACCAACCGGGGCGUGUUCCGUGACUGCCGCGGCGCGGGUGCGGCGACGGCCUACCCGCAGCCGACGGUCGACAGCUACAGCGACGCGUCGUGCGCGCCCUGCACGUGCUCGGCCGUGUCGGGCGGUUCGUGUCCGCUGACGCCCGCGCCGCCCACUCCCUCCUCGGCCGGCCGCUUGUCAGCCACGUGGUGGUCCUCUCUCCUGGAGACGCAGGGGAUGGUGUAA
Acanthamoeba castellanii str. Neff is the source of this 3162-nucleotide messenger RNA. RefSeq lists its product as uncharacterized. Lineage: Eukaryota; Discosea; Longamoebia; Acanthamoebidae. The coding region runs from base 1 to 3162 and encodes 1053 amino acids. The transcript is spliced from 12 exons. The record is from RefSeq and is a predicted model, not a curated record.